AUGUUGCUAUCUAAACACGAAUGCCAACGGCCAUAUGACUCUACCUCCACUGCUGCUGGUGGCAUUGCCACUCUGGCCAUCGAACAAUCAAGUGUGGAAGAACGCCAAGGACAGCACAGACACAGACAUAGCCAAGAGCAAGGGCAAGUACAUCAGCAACAACAACAACAACAGCAAGGAGCCCAACGUAGUCCAUUGCCAUCGUCAUCAUCAACCCUAACAUCCGGUGAAGCUCUUACGCUUCGCGUGGUAAAUCCUUUAGACAACUUGACGACACACCAACAACGAGGCAUACGAGAAGGCAACGUGAGUGAGCGGAAUCAAUUUGCUAAUCGGGUGUUGUGCCGAACUCCACCACCAGUCUACGAUUCACUGCCAGCCACACCACCACCCUCUUAUACGCCGCAUAGGGGUGUGGAUGUGGGUGUUGCUGGUGGGGCUACAGCUGAUGGUGGUGUGAUUCUAAACGCUGUUGCACAUAAUCCAGAGAUCUGGCAACAAUGUCAACCUUUCAGCGCUCAACUGGGCCCUAAUGCCGCAGAUUAUCGUGAAGUUGUGUUGCCGGCAAAUAGUAUUGGAUAUCAUCAACAGCAACAAAGACAGCAAUUAGUGCAACAUAGUGAGAAUGUGGCGGCAACAGUUGAGCAGCAAGAGCAACAGCAAGAGCGAUUACUUGAAGCACAUUUGCAGCUUGGAGAGCAACAACAGCAGCAGCAACAACAACAAUUGCGCCGUCGCAGGCGUUUACAUUUGCUGCAGCAACAGCGUCUAUCGAAUAUUAACGCCGCAAGCACAGACAGCACCAGCAGCAGCAACUGCAGCUUUGACUAUAGGCACAACAACAAUUAUCAUUUUAACAGCAGCAAUCAGCUCGGCGGUAGCAGCAGCGAUAGCGAGGCUUAUGCUCGUUUGCCAGUUGGUAGUGAACGACGCCAACAGUGCCGUCAAGAGCGUAUUGGCCGCGGCUUAAGAGAUGCCUAUUGCCCUGACUUGCUACACGCCUGCUCUCUUAUCCUUCAUCAACAUCUCGAACAGCCGAUUGAAGCCAAUGACACUAGCGACAGCUCAGUGAGCAAUUUUACGCCUACGCCACCACCUCGCACCCAAAGUCGUUGCUCAACAGAUUAUGUGGAAAUAGAAGGAAUCCGUCCAGUGACUCGCGAUCGGGAAGCUGAACUAUUUAGAGAGCUCCAGCCUGGUAGUUGGCAGAUUCAGGUUGCUCGAGCGAUUAGCACACCUGAACUAGUCUGUAGGAGCGAUGUUGGCGCACCGUUAAACGUGGCAUGCGUUGAAAGCCCAGACGUCGAGUACCAAAGAUUAAUAAAGAAUUCAACUCAACGGGACAUGGGUCAGAAUUUGAGCCUACGCCGGCCGCGUAUCUCACUGACUUGGGUAUUAAGAGAGCAACAACAACAGAGCCAACAGCAACAACCAAACGAAGUACAAACGCUAACGAAUGAUGGUGACGACGAACCGGGUACUACGAAAAAACUCGGUAAUGGCACAGCCGAAACACCGAAUAAUAAUAACGGUUGUGUGAUUGGUACGGCCGAACCGAAGCAACGCACCGAGGUGGUACCGACACAGUUGACCACCACGUCGACUACAAAUACGGCUACUACUACAACAACAACCACAACAACGAAACGAUAUCGUCUAAAACAAUUGCCCGGUAGUAAUGAUCCACUAAACGGGUAUGCUACCACGCCCACCGCUUACAUGCCGGCUAAUGCUUUGGCACCACAAAAAUUUUUCAGCAAUCAAAAUUUGCUGGAAUACAGGGAUAAGUCACGUGCACCCUCCCGCGAGCUAUUAUUCGUCUGUACACCACAACGACUGCCGAAGAGUUACGAUACCAGCGACGCGCUUUCAUUGGCCAAGAAACGCAAUGAGAUACGUAAGAGGCUGGCAUCUAAGAUGGCAACAUUGCAGGCGAACGGCAGAGCCAAGGCGGAUGGUGCUGAGGCAAAUCAAUUGGCGAAAAAUGGUUGCGCGUCGGUAGCAGCAUCGGGUGCGGCCAACACCAAUUGCGUUGUUUUGGAAAAGGAUGAGCUAAAGUCUUUGAAAGGCACUUACUCCGAACCAAGUCUAAUAGCGGCAUCGGACGGCCAUCAACGUCGACACCGGCAUCGCAAACGACGCGAACGCAAUCGUGGUCCAAAGUUCGGUUACGAGAUUAGCAAUGUGGAUGAGUUUCUCUCGAAGUGUUCGCUAGCUUCGCCCGGCAACAUACCGGUCGUAUUAUCGACACCCAGUACUUUGUACCAAACGCGGCCAGGGCAACAUCAAAUCGAAAUUCCACUACCACUGGGCAUGGUCGUGAAUGCGGUUUUCAAAAACCAAAAUUGGUUAUAUGUACAAACGCCACACGCGGAAGAGGGUUAUGUUGGCUAUUCCUGUUGUCUGCCCCUCGGCAUACUACCGCCCAGCGCGCGUAGCGCCAGCACGGGCAACAACAAGCCAGCACCCUGUUGGGAGUCCAAUGGCGAUAUAUUUCCUCGACCUGGUGGCAAUAUGACCGAUUCCGAAAAGGAGAUACGACUACGCGGUGGCACACGUUCCGAUGGCGCACGUACGCCACGCGGCAAGCGCGGCGAUGCAGUCGGCACCGACGGCGAUACGAAAAAUGGCAAUACCUCAAUCGUUUCCGCCGCUGCCUCCACUUGCGGUGAACAUCAGGUGGAUAGUUUGUAUUUACGCGCAGCAUCACAACCGCGACUAGUCGAAAAGGCAUACGCACAGCUCAAAUCCACCAAACAGGCGCUGGCUUUGCGCAACAGCGGUAACGAUGAAUACGUCACGCUCCAACAGCAGCAGCAGCAGCAGCAGCAACACAAGUCAAAGUUGCAUGUGCAGAAACAUAUGCAACAACAACAACAACAACUACAGCAGUUGCACCAGAAGCACCUGAUCACUGGGCCGUACAUCACGAACGGCCACAACGGUCAACACCUUCAUCCAAAGAACGCGAACAUUUCGACUAUGGGUAGUGUUUCGCACGCUGCUAGCGUUGCCUCUGUGUCGCAUACCGCCAGCUUUGCGGCGAAGACUCCAAUCAACGGGAGCCUGCACGACGCCAAUCAACAGCAAAACGCCGGCGUCUUACAUAUGGCCAGCAGAAAGCAGCAUGGCUUACGUCAAACGCUUGUCGCCAUCAAUACUGAUUACUCCACCGACAGCAUUGUGCUGCACAAGGGCGAAAUAGUAACGCUUUGUGAGUGUCGUGAGUCCAAAGAUCAUCAGCAGUGGUUCUACGUGCGCACUCGGGAUGGGCGUGAGGGCUACAUACCAGCCGAAGUGGCCGGCCACGGCUACUUGUAGGCGCGCAUCGGAUUCACGACCACUUUUUGCAUACUAAUCAUUUAAAUAUAAAAGAAUUUUCUAGUUGUAAGUUGCACACUCAUUCCAGUCGCUUAGUCUGUAGCAGCUUAAUACUUCUUAAUAUCAAUUAUGAAUAAAAGCAAAUCAAACAAAAAACAAAAGAAAAA
Anastrepha ludens (Mexican fruit fly) is the source of this 3488-nucleotide messenger RNA. RefSeq lists its product as uncharacterized. The transcript is spliced from 3 exons. The coding region runs from base 1 to 3321 and encodes 1106 amino acids. Gene Ontology annotation, molecular function: protein binding. The record is from RefSeq and is a predicted model, not a curated record. NCBI's taxonomy places the organism in Eukaryota, Metazoa, Arthropoda, Insecta, Diptera, Tephritidae.